Molecule: messenger RNA, 1722 nt
Organism: Anthostomella pinea
Lineage: Eukaryota; Fungi; Ascomycota; Sordariomycetes; Xylariales; Xylariaceae
Source: the annotation of a GenBank genome assembly
AUGGAGAAGCUGUACGGCUCCAAGCUCAGCCUAUGGGCCAAUAAGCUUACCGUUGACCAUGAGGAUGGGUUGACAACGGCCCAGCUGAUGUUGACAAACCAUGAUCUCAAACCAGUCGAGCCCGCGCGCCGGCAGUGGGGGUCGUGGAACUUCGUUGCCUUUUGGAUUGCCGACUCGUUUAAUAUCAACACGUGGAUGAUCAGCUCCAGUAUGAUCGUCGCCGGCCUCUCGUGGUGGCAGUCAUGGCUCUGUGUCUGGAUCGGCUACGCCAUCGCCGGAUGUUUUAUAUCCGCCACGGGCCGUAUCGGUGCCGUGUAUCACAUCGGCUUCCCGGUACUCAACCGGGCGAGCUUCGGUAUUUGGGGUAGCUUGUGGCCUAUAUUCAACCGUGCGGCCAUGGCUUGCAUCUGGUACGGCGUACAGUCGUAUAUUGGCGGGCAUUGUGUGUACCUCAUGAUCCGCUCCAUAUGGCUGAGUUGGGAUCGUGAGAAGAUCCCCAACACCUUCGCAGCAGACUCGGGGACUAGCACAGCGGACUACGCGUCUUUUUUCCUUUUCUGGUUAUGCUCGCUGCCGGCUAUCUGGUUCCCCGUGCACCAGAUCCGGCAUUUGUUCACCGUUAAAGCUUAUUUCGUGCCUUGCGCCGGCAUCGCCUUCUUCAUCUGGGCCCUCGUCCGCGCUGGCGGUGCCGGUCCCAUCAUCCGUCAGCCCGCCUCCCUCUCUGGCAGCGCUCUGGCGUGGGAGUUCAUUAAGGGGGUCAUGAGUUCUAUCGCCAAUUUCGCGACACUGAUCGUCAACGACCCGGAUUUCUCGCGUUUCGCCGGCAAGCCGCGCGACGCAUUAUGGUCCCAGCUAUUCACUAUCCCCAUCGGCUUCGCCGUCACGUCCUUCAUCGGCAUCUUCGUGUCGAGCAGCUCCAUCAUCAUCUACCCGGGCACGGAGCCGAUCUGGGAUCCUCUUGACCUGCUCGAGCGCUUCAUCGACGACGGCGGCUCGGCACAGCGCUUCGGCGUCUUCGUCAUCGCGCUGGCCUUCGCGCUCGCCCAGCUCGGCACCAACAUCGCAGCCAACUCCGUCUCAGCCGGCACGGACCUGACGGCGCUCAUGCCCCGGUUCAUCAACAUCCGGCGCGGCGGGUACAUCUGCGCCAUCGUAGGGUUAGCCAUGUGUCCCUACACGCUCCUGACGUCGUCGAACCAGUUCACCACGUACCUCUCGUCGUACGCCGUGUUCCUAAGUUCCAUCGCCGGCGUCAUGUGCAGCGACUACUACCUCGUGCGGCGGGGCUACCUCGAGGUGCGGGAGCUGUACGACGCGCGCCGCUCGGGGCCAUAUUACUACACCUACGGGUUCCACUGGCGCGCCUACGCGUCCUACAUCGCUGGCAUCCUGAUCAACGUCGUCGGCUUCGCGGGCGCCGUCAACGGCCCCGGCAGUGUGCCCGUCGGCGCCACCUACAUCUACAACCUCAACUUCUUCGCCGGCUUCAUCGUCUCGAGCGUCAUGUACUGGGCGCUGUGCCGCCUGUUUCCCGUGCCCGCCUGCGCGGAUACGUGGACGGAGGUUGGUGACCAGAUUGAUGAUGUGCGGCUGGCGUACGAUGGCGGCGGCCAUGGCUUUGAGCACGGUCGACACAGCACGAGUGGCGGCAGCCAGCCGGAGUUCGAUGAGGAGGCUGUGCUGGGGAAUAAGUAUGGCGAGGCGCACCAGAAGUCGGUGUAG